AUGCGGCAGUACGAGGAGCUUGGACACAUGACGCCGGUAGCUCCGGAGGACAAAACGAAGAGACGUGUGAGCUACCUUCCACACCACGGCGUGAUGCGCGAGGCGAGCACCUCGACAAAGCUGCGCGUCGUGUUCAACGGCUCGACGUCAUUACCCUCUGGUGACUCGCUCAAUAAGUGUCUGCGGGUGGGACCAAACCUCCUGCCGAAUCUAGCCGAUGUACUGCUGCGAUGGCGUCGCUGGCGCUACGUCCUGGCUACGGAUAUGGAAAAGAUGUACCGCCAGAUCCUAGUCCAUCCCGAUGAUCGCGAUCUGCAGCGAAUUUUCUGGCGGUAUAAGAUUGAAGACGAGAUACAGAAGUAUCUUCUCAACACGGUCACUUACGGGCUGACGUGUGCACCGUUCCUGGCGAUGCGCUCCGUUCAACAACUUGCCGAGGACGAAAAGAAACUCUUCCCCCUGGCCGCGAUCGCCCUACUGAUUGACAGGUACAUGGACGAUGUACUCUCGGGCGCGGAUACACUGGAAAAGGCUCUGACUCUCCGGCGUCAACUCUCGGAGCUCUGUAUGGCGGGCGGCUUUCCGCUCCGCAAAUGGUCGGCCAACGAGGAGUUCUUGCUGACGGACGUUCCAGCGGAGCACAGGAUGCAGCGCGAGCUCCGCUCUUGGCGACCGCAAGAGUCGCAUGCCACUCUCGGCCUUCAAUGGCAUCCCUGCCUCGACAGCUUCUCCUUUGCUACGAAGACGAGUCUAGUGACGUCUUUCACGAAGAGGUCGGUGCUGUCCCUCACUGUCCGGCUUUUCGAUCCGCUCGGUUGGCUGGCGCCGGUGGUAGUGAGUGCAAAGAUCUUGUUCCAGGCUACCUGGCUAAGAGGACUGGACUGGGAUGACCCCUUGAGCGAGACUGACGCUCUGCAGUGGAAGACUUACCAGGCGGAGCUCCCAUUGCUGGAGCAAAUUAGAGUCCCUCGGAGAAUAUAUCCAGGCGCCAGAGGACUCGGCGUCGAACUUCAUGGGUUUGCCGAUGCCUCCGAGAAAGCCUAUGCUGCCGUGGUUUACUUGCGAGCACAGGCGCAGGACGGAUCAUGGCUGGUCACCUUGCUCGCGGCAAAGACCAAGGUCGCCCCUCUCAAAACCGUGGCUCUGCCUCGACUUGAGCUCGAUGCUGCUGCGCUGCUCGCGCGGCUUGCUGCCCACACGAAGGUCACGCUCAAACUGCCCGAGGUGCCUCUUUAUCUCUGGUCGGACGCCAUGGUGGCCCUGGGCUGGAUCCGAGGGCACCCUACUCGAUGGAAGACCUACAUAUGUGGCCAAUAG
Temnothorax curvispinosus is the source of this 1317-nucleotide messenger RNA. RefSeq lists its product as uncharacterized. The record is from RefSeq and is a predicted model, not a curated record. Lineage: Eukaryota; Metazoa; Arthropoda; Insecta; Hymenoptera; Formicidae. Bases 1 to 1317 code for a protein of 438 amino acids. The transcript has a single exon.